Molecule: messenger RNA, 1068 nt
Organism: Drepanopeziza brunnea f. sp. 'multigermtubi' MB_m1
Lineage: Eukaryota; Fungi; Ascomycota; Leotiomycetes; Helotiales; Drepanopezizaceae
Source: RefSeq, a predicted model, not a curated record
AUGGCUCCCAAGGGCAAAUCUAAGGCGCGAGCCUUCAGAACCGUAUCCUCAACUCCCAAGCCAUCUGCCGCGGCGUCGCUGGAACCUCUUCCGCCGUUCAAGCGUGCGCCGGCGACCCUCGAGCCUUUCCUCUCCCAUCUCGACAUAUCCCACGUCUAUAUCACACACAUCGACACGAAACCUUCAGACUUCAAGAAGAAAAUAUUCCUCGUCCCGGUCCUCAUGAAUAUAGCCUUCAUCGGGCUUUUAAUAUGGAGAAUUAAGACUAUUGGGCCCUUCUACAUGAAGAUAUGUUUCUCCCUUAUGGGCAAGUUCAAUGAGACGACAAUUGAUACGGCGAAUAUACCUUUCAAUGAGUCGGUAUGGGAGCUGACCAAGCGUUUCUCGACGUUCAUGGUGGAUCUGCUCUUAUACGUGUUUGUGUGGCCAUGGCCCAGGGACUUUUUCGCGGGCAAGGCAAAUGGGAAUCCGGUUGCGUGGAGAUUUGCUGUGAGGUUUCGCACGCAGGAGAUUAUUGUCAGACGGAGUAGGAACUGGGUCCGUGCAAUUGGGAAUGCUACCCACGAGGGACCUGGUCAGGAAAAGCUCUUCGAUAUCUUGAGGAGUGCCGUCGACCCCAUCUGGAUGGCAGAGAAGACGGGAUACUUGAUGCUAAACAGCGAGUGGGAUCUGGAUUGGAGGAGCAUGAUUAUUGCCACGAAGCUGGUGGACAAGAAGACCCUUUCCGUGCAGGAUUUCAAGACUACGAUAUUGGUGCACAAUGAGGAUUUCGGCUGGAUGGUCAUUGAAAGUGCAGUUGCUGGGGGGAGUGUUGCUGAGGAAGAGGGCAGGAGGAAGAUUGUGGCCUUCAAGGACGAAUUGACGGCAAUGGGAAAGGAAAACCUGUUUUUCAGGUGGAUCGAGUUGGUGCAGUUCGAGUCUUCGAGACCCGGAGGCUUCACGCCCGAAAGGCAGCUGGAAACAAUGGCCAAGGCCAAGGAUUUGUUUGAAGCUCAAGGAAUAGACUUUGAUAAAUUCUGGUCGAAGGUUGGCGGAAUGGAGGGAAUGCCAGGAAUGGAUCAGAUGUAG